Messenger RNA from Heterocephalus glaber (naked mole-rat), 4566 nucleotides. It is a transcript of the gene Inpp5d, whose product is annotated as inositol polyphosphate-5-phosphatase D. Gene Ontology annotation, cellular component: cytosol. Gene Ontology annotation, molecular function: phosphatase activity. NCBI's taxonomy places the organism in Eukaryota, Metazoa, Chordata, Mammalia, Rodentia, Bathyergidae. Gene Ontology annotation, biological process: positive regulation of B cell differentiation; negative regulation of signal transduction; phosphatidylinositol dephosphorylation. The record is from RefSeq and is a predicted model, not a curated record.
AUGGUCCCUGGCUGGAACCACGGCAACAUCACCCGCUCCAAGGCGGAGGAGCUGCUGUCCAGGGCUGGCAGGGAUGGCAGCUUCCUGGUGCGCGCCAGCGAGUCCAUCUCCCGGGCGUUUGCACUCUGUGUGCUGUACCGUAACUGUGUCUACACUUACAGAAUCCUGCCCAGCGAGGAGGACAAGUUCACUGUCCAGGCCUCGGAAGGCGUCCCCGUCAGGUACUUCACUAAACUGGACCAGCUCAUAGAAUUCUACAAGAAGGAGAACAUGGGGCUGGUGACCCACCUGCAGUACCCUGUGCCACUGGAGGAGGAGGACGCUGGCGACGACCCCGAGGAGGACACGGAAAGUGUCACAUCUCCACCCGAGCUGCCACCCAGAAAUAUCCCUUUCUCUGCUGGGCCCUGUGAGACCAAGGAGCUUCCGGUGCCAGCCGAGAACCUCCGUGCCCCCGAGGCCAGCCGGCCCAGCCUCUCUGAGACACUCUUCCAGCGGCUGCAGACCAUGGACACCAGCGGGCUUCCAGAGGAGCACCUGAAAGCCAUCCAGGAGUACUUGAGCUCCCAGCUGGCCCUGGACUCUGACUUCGUGAAGACGGGCUCCAGCAGCCUCCCUCACCUGAAGAAGCUAACCUCACAGCUCUGCAAGGAGCUCCAUGGGGAGGUCGUGCGCACGCUCCCGUCCUUGGAGUCCCUGCAGAGAUUGUUUGACCAGCAGCUCUCCCCGGGCCUCCGCCCGCGCGCUCAGGUGCCCUGCGAAGCCAGUCCGGCCAGCAUGGUGGCCAAGCUCAGCCAGCUGACAAGUCUGCUGUCCUCCAUCGAAGACAAGGUCAAGGCCUUGCUGCACGAGGGUCCCGAGCCUCCUCACUGGCGUUCCCUCAUCCCUCCCGUCACGUUUGAGGUGAAGGCCGAGUCUCUUGGGAUUCCCCAGAAAAUGCAGCUCAAAGUUGACGUGGAGUCUGGGAAACUGAUCAUUAAGAAGUCCAAGGACAGCUCCGAUGACAAGUUCUACAGCCACAAGAAAAUCCUACAGCUCAUCAAGUCUCAGAAGUUUCUGAACAAGUUGGUGAUUUUGGUGGAAACAGAGAAAGAGAAGACUCUGAGGAAGGAAUAUGUUUUUGCUGACUCUAAAAAGAGGGAGGGCUUCUGCCAGCUCCUGCAGCAAAUGAAGAACAAGCACUCAGAGCAGCCGGAGCCCGACAUGAUCACCAUCUUCAUCGGCACCUGGAACAUGGGUAACGCCCCCCCUCCCAAGAAGAUCACGUCCUGGUUUCUCUCCAAGGGGCAGGGAAAGACGCGGGACGACUCUGCAGACUACAUCCCGCAUGACAUCUACGUGAUCGGCACCCAGGAGGACCCCCUGGGAGAGAAGGAGUGGCUGGAGAUACUCAGACACUCCCUGCAAGAAGUCACCAGCAUGACUUUUAAAACAGUCGCCAUCCACACACUGUGGAACAUCCGCAUCGUAGUGCUGGCCAAGCCGGAGCACGAGAACCGGAUCAGCCACAUCUGCACCAGCAAUGUGAAGACCGGCAUCGCCAACACCCUGGGGAACAAGGGAGCGGUAGGAGUGUCAUUCAUGUUCAACGGAACCUCUCUGGGGUUUGUUAACAGCCACUUGACUUCCGGAAGUGAAAAAAAGCUCAGGAGAAACCAAAACUAUAUGAACAUCCUCCGGUUCCUGGCUCUGGGAGACAAGAAACUGAGUCCCUUUAACAUCACUCACCGCUUCACCCACCUCUUCUGGCUUGGGGAUCUCAACUACCGAGUGGACCUGCCCACCUGGGAGGCGGAAGCCAUCAUCCAUAAGAUCAGGCAGCAGCAGUAUGCCGACCUGCUGGCCCACGACCAGCUGCUCACGGAGAGGAGGGAGCAGAAGGUUUUCCUGCACUUCGAGGAGGAAGAAAUCACGUUUGCACCCACCUAUCGAUUUGAAAGGCUGACUCGGGACAAAUACGCCUACACGAAGCAGAAAGCAACAGGGAUGAAGUACAACCUGCCCUCCUGGUGCGACCGGGUCCUCUGGAAGUCUUAUCCCCUGGUGCACGUGGUGUGUCAGUCCUAUGGCAGCACCAGCGACAUCAUGACGAGUGACCACAGCCCUGUGUUCGCCACGUUUGAGGCCGGGGUCACCUCCCAGUUCGUCUCCAAGAACGGCCCCGGGACUGUGGACAGCCAGGGCCAGAUUGAGUUCCUUGCAUGCUACGCCACUCUGAAGACCAAGUCGCAGACCAAGUUCUACCUGGAGUUCCACUCCAGCUGCCUGGAGAGUUUUGUCAAGAGUCAGGAAGGAGAAAAUGAAGAGGGUAGCGAGGGGGAGCUGGUGGUGAAGUUUGGCGAGACCCUUCCCAAGUUGAAGCCCAUCAUCUCUGACCCCGAGUACCUGCUGGACCAGCACAUCCUGAUCAGCAUUAAGUCCUCUGACAGUGACGAAUCCUACGGUGAGGGCUGCAUUGCCCUUCGGCUGGAGGCCACAGAAACCCAGCUGCCUGUCUAUACGCCACUCACCCACAUUGGAGAGAUGACGGGCCACUUCCAAGGUGCCAUUAAGCUGCAGACCUCCCAGGGCAAGAAGAGGGAGAAGCUGUAUGACUUCGUGAAGACAGAGCGGGAUGAGCCCAGUGGGCCGAAGUGUCUGAAGAGCCUCACCAGCCACGACUCCAUGAAGCAGUGGGAGCCUGCUGCCAGGGCUCCCCUGUGCAGUGCCCCGAGCAUCACCGACAUCGUGAAUCCCAGCUACAUAGGUGUGGGCCCCUUCGGGCAGCCCCUGCACCCGAAGCUGGCCCUGUCCCCGACCCUAGACCAGCCAUUCCCGGCCUGGAGCUACGACCCACUGCCCAAGGACUCCUCCCUGGGCCUGGGGAGAGGGGACAGUCCUCCCACUCCUCCCUCCCAGCCACCGCUGUCGCCCAAGAAGUUGGCCUCCGCCAUGGCAAACCGGGGCCCCUGCCCCCGAGCACAGGAGCCAAGGCCCAGCGAGCUGGGGAAGGGGGCAGCCGAAGCCCUGCAGGAGGACCUGCCACUGACCAAGCCGGAGAUGUUUGAGAACCCGCUAUAUGGCUCUGUGAGCACCUUCCCCAAGCUGGUCCCCAGGAAAGAGCAGGAGUCUCCUAAGAUGCUGCGGAAGGAGCCCCCGCCCUGUCCGGAGCCCACCGCGAUGUUGCCCAGCGUCUUGCUCCCCAAAGCCCCAGAGGCUGAGGGCAGCAAGGGCAUAGCCAAGCAGGCGUCCACGCCCUUCCUCAGCCCCGCACCACGGCUCCGCUCCUUCACCUGCUCGGCCUCCCCCGAGCCCAGGGCCGCCGGAGGGGACCGGAGCCAGGGGAAGCCCAAGGGCCCCGCUGGCUCCCAGGCCCCAGUGGCAGCCAAGAGGCCGAUCAAGCCGUCCCGGUCCGAGGUGAGCCAGCAGUCAACGCCCACCCCUGCUCUCCGGCCACCCCUGCCAGUCAAGAGCCCAGCUGUCCUGCAGCUGCAGCACGCCAAAGGCCGAGACUACCGGGACAACUCCGAGUUCCCACACCACGGCAAGCACCGGCCAGAGGAGGGGCUGCUGGGCAGGACCACCAUGCAGCAGUGACGCCUUUGGGGACUGGCCAGUGACAAGAGCCCAGAGGAGCAGCAGAAGCCUCGGAAGCCUCUCCCACGACCUCCUUCCUUGCUUCCUGUGCAAAGCUUUGUAUUUUGGGGGCACGGCCUCGCUUCUGUGUGGCCCACCAAGUGCGCUGGCUGUGCCCCCGGCAGCAGGUGCCACAGUCGGAAGAUGCACACCGGAGGGCAGCCGCACCCCUGGGUCCCCAGAGUGGCCUUAGUACUUGGGACCCCAGGGUCUUGUUCAAGUCCCCAAAAUGAACUGAAGUGCCAACUUGAGAGUGGAGAUAUAAAUAAUAAUAAUGUUAACAAUAAUAGUGGCCCCUUGGCGGAGGAGUCGGCCUGUGCCACGUGGACAUAAGUGCUUUAGGGACAUUGUGCGGGAUGGCAACAUCCGAGCUGGAGGUGCCAGCCUCGAAGAGGGGCAGAGGCGCCCAGGCCCCUGCGUCCUGAGGGUUUGAGCAGCAAAGCAUUAAGCAGGCUGGUGCCCCCGAGGGCGAGACGGGUUCGGCUGCAGGGACUCGGAGAGUGUGUGUGACUCAUUCAGGGCACAGGCUCAGUCCCGGGCCAGCUUCGGUGAUUAACGCUGCUGUAGACAAGGCGGGGUCUCUGCAGCCACCUGGGGAGCAGGGAGCUGCCCGAGCAAGAGCCAGAAGUCCACUGCGGCUCUCUAGCCGGAAGUCCCGCCUCAGCCUGGGGUCAGGGUGUCCAAAGCCCUGCGGGGUCUGCAUGCCAGGCUCCCGUACGCUGCUCGAGGCAGGCAGCCCCACCAGGCUCUGCUGCCCAUCGGCGAGGCUGGACUUCUCAGUCUCAGGCUCCAUGGCUUUUAGCCCUGUGUCCUUGGUUACUAGGAGAGUAGAUUGUUGGUGUCUUUCCUCAUGUUGCUUUUUGACCUGGAAUGUGUGAGAGCGAGACAGUGAGUACACGCCCUGCGUGGCCGCUGUCCUGUCUGUGUGACCAAUAAACUGUGCCUUUCCCA